Molecule: messenger RNA, 8450 nt
Organism: Polyodon spathula (Mississippi paddlefish)
Lineage: Eukaryota; Metazoa; Chordata; Actinopteri; Acipenseriformes; Polyodontidae
Gene: heatr5b
Product: HEAT repeat containing 5B
Exons: 36
Coding region: 161-6379 (2072 amino acids)
Biological process (GO): endocytosis; intracellular protein localization; retrograde transport, endosome to Golgi
Cellular component (GO): membrane; endocytic vesicle; Golgi apparatus
Source: RefSeq, a predicted model, not a curated record
AAGAUAAGGUUUCUGGUCGGAAACAUUUCACUGUCGCCUGUGCUGGUCUAGUUGUUGGUGAAACAGCAGUGCAAGCUAAUUUCAUCGAGCACUCAGCAAAGGGAGACUGGAUUAACAGUGUACUUGCAGUCUACAGUGUUUUACUGUACAGUGUGGUGGGAUGGAGCUGGCCCACAGUCUGUUGCUCAAUGAAGAAGCCCUGGCUCAGAUUACAGAGGCUAAGAGACCAGUCUUUAUAUUCGAAUGGUUACGCUUCCUGGAUAAAGUACUUGUUGCUGCUAAUAAGGUCGAUGUGAAAGAGAAGCAAAAGAAGCUGGUGGAGCAGUUGACUGGGUUGAUCAGCAGUGCUCCAGGACCUCCCACCAGGAAACUGUUGGCUAAAAACCUGGCUACUCUCUAUAGCAUCGGGGACACCUUCACAGUCUUCCAAACACUCGACAAGUGUAAUGACAUUAUCAAAAGCAAGGAUGACACUUCCGCUUACCUGCCAACCAAACUGGCUGCAGUAGCUUGCGUUGGUGCCUUUUAUGAGAAGAUGGGCCGAAUGCUUGGCAGUUCCUUCCCAGACACGAUUAAUAAUCUCCUGAAGGCUUUGAAAAGUGCAGAGUCUCAGGGCCGUGGUGAGAUUCUGCUCAGCUUGCAGAAAGUGUUAAAUGGACUGGGAGGUGCUGCUUCUUCCUGCCACCGGGACAUUUACAAGAAUGCUCGCUCUUUACUCACGGACAGAUCCAUGUCAGUUCGAUGUGCAGUAGCCAGGUGCCUGUUUGAACUCCAGAAUGAAGCUGUGUUCAUGUGGACCACGGAACUGGAAAAUGUUGCUACCUUGUGUUUCAAAGCUCUGGAAGGGUCGAACUAUGGAGUACGUGUAGCAGUAUCCAAGCUUUUGGGAACAGUGAUGGCCACUGCUUUGAUGCCAAAGCAAGCAGCUGUAAUGCGGCAGAAUGUGAAGCGGGCCACGCUGGAUGAAGUGCUGGAGCUUAUGUCCACUGGAUUCUUGCGUGGGGGGUCGGGCUUCCUGAAGAGCGGGGGGGAGAUGUUGAAGGGAGGCGGCUCUGUCAGCAGAGAGGUGCGGGUUGGUGUCACACAGGCCUAUGUUGUCUUUGUCACCACGCUGGGUGGCCAGUGGCUAGAGCGUAACUUUGCCACAUUCCUGUCCCACGUCCUGGACUUGGUGUCCCACCCCCGGGCCACUCAGACCCACGUGGAGGCCGUGUACUCCCGCCGCUGCGUCUCUUUUCUGCUCCGGGCCACCCUGGGCAGCCUGCUGGGGGAGAAAGCUCAAAUUGCAGCCGCCAAAGAGAUCUGCCAGGCCAUCAGCAAGCAGAUGAGGGCAGUUGGUAAGGAACAGAUUGUUGAUGGGGGGGAAAUGACAAGGUUCAAAGCAUUACAGAAAGCUGUUGUGAAUGAUGCCAACAAUGAAAACAAAGCAGGUGCAGCAGACGUCUCCUCAAGCCAGCAUGUAAUGGUGUGUGCCCUCAAAGAAUUGGGCAGCCUGGUGCGGAGCCUGAGUGCCACUGCAUCACCGCUGAUACAGGAGCCCUCCAUUGGCUUCCUGGAGACAGUGACCUCAGUGCUUUUGCACCCAAGCAUGGCUGCACGACUGGCAGCUGCGUGGUGCCUGCGCUGCGUCGCGGUAGCACUGCCCUAUCAGCUCACACCUUUACUGGACCGGUGCGCUGAGUGCAUAAAUAACCUGAAAACCUCGCCUGAAGCUGUCAGCGGUUACAGUUUUGCUAUGGCAGCACUGCUGGGAGGGGUACACCAGUGUCCUCUAGGCAUUCCUCAUGCUAAAGGAAAGAUGGUGGUCAACAUUGCAGAAGAUCUUCUGCGUACUGCUGCUCAGAACAGCCGUCUUUCCCUACAGCGCACACAGGCUGGGUGGCUUCUCCUGGGUGCACUCAUGACUUUAGGCCCUUCUCUUGUUCGCUACCACCUUCCAAAGAUGUUGCUUCUCUGGCGAAACGUGUUUCCCCGCUCACAGAAGGAGCUGGAGGCUGAGAAGGCGAGAGGAGACUCUUUCACCUGGCAGGUCACUCUGGAAGGCCGUGCUGGAGCACUGUGUGCAAUGAGGAGUUUUGUUGCUCAUUGCUCUGAGCUGCUUACAGAAGAUGUGAUCCGCAGACUGAUGACGCCAAUCGAGUGUGCAAUGACUAUGAUGUCUCACAUCCCCUCUGUCAUUAAGGCGCAUGGAGUUCAUUUGAAGGCCAGUGCUGCAAUGGUUCGAUUGAGACUCUAUGAUAUUCUGGCUUUGUUACCACCAAAAACAUAUGAAGGAAGUUUCAAUGCACUCCUUCGCGAGCUGGUUACAGAGUUCACUCUGACUGAUAACUCUGCAAACACCACCACGUCCCUGCUGAGGUCCCUGUGCCACUACGACGACAGUGUACUGCUUGGCUCCUGGCUUCAGGAAACGGACCACAAAUCUAUUGAAGAUCAGCUGCAGCCGAACAGUGCAUCAGGUAGCGGAGCUUUGGAACAUGACCCCUCCUCCAUUUACUUGCGUGUCCCAGUGGGUGAAGCUAUACCUGGUCCAUUGCCUUUGGGAGUUUCAGUCAUCGAUGCCUCUGUGGCCUUGUUUGGUGUGGUCUUCCCUCAUGUUUCUUUUAAACAUCGGCUGCAGAUGUUGGAUCACUUUGCUGAAUGCAUCAAACAAGCCAAAGGUGUUCGUCAGCAAGCUGUCCAGCUAAACAUUUUUACUGCAGUUCUUAGUGCACUGAAGGGUCUAGCAGAGAAUAAGAGCAGCCUGGGCCCAGAGGAGGUUCGAAAGUCUGCCCUGGCGCUGGUUAUGGGAGCUCUAGACAACUCUAACCCUAUCCUGAGAUGUGCUGCUGGGGAAGCUCUGGGCAGGAUGGCCCAAGUGGUGGGAGAGGCCAGUUUUAUUGCUAGAAUGGCUCAGUACAGCUUUGAUAAAUUAAAAUCUGCUCGGGAUGUUGUGUCCCGUACUGGGCACUCCCUUGCUCUAGGAUGUCUUCAUCGGUAUGUUGGGGGUAUAGGCUCAGGGCAGCAUCUGAAGACCAGUGUCAGCAUUUUGUUAGCUCUCGCGCAGGACGGAACCUCCCAUGAAGUCCAGACCUGGGCUCUUCACUCCCUGGCCCUGAUCGUGGACUCCAGUGGGCCGAUGUACCGGGGCUAUGUGGAGCCCACUCUGUCCUUAGUACUGACCCUCCUGUUGACAGUUCCUCCGUCGCAUACAGAAGUGCAUCAGUGUCUCGGACGCUGCCUGGGAGCUUUGAUCACAACAGUAGGGCCUGAGCUGCAAGGAAAUAGUGCUACAAUCUCUACUAUCCGCUCCUCUUGCCUGGUAGGGUGUGCAAUCAUGCAGGACCAUUCAGAUUCCCUUGUUCAGGCUGCUGCCAUCUCCUGCCUGCAGCAGCUUCACAUGUUUGCCCCACGCCAUGUUAACUUGUCCAGCCUGGUCCCUUGCCUCUGUGUCCACCUGUGCAGCUCUCACCUGCUUCUUCGUCGUGCUGCAGUGGCAUGCCUGCGACAGCUGGCGCAGAGAGAGGCAGCAGAAGUUUGUGAGUACGCUAUGAGCUUGGCGAAAAAAGCAGGCGACCCCAAGGACAGCAGUGGAAUCAAUUUGAAUAUCACUGAGACUGGUCUUGAAGGAGUCCUUUUUGGGAUGCUGGAUCGGGAGACUGACAAGAAACUCUGCUCUGACAUUCAUGACACUUUGGGACACAUGCUAUCCUCCCUGGCUGUUGAAAAAUUGUCCCACUGGUUGAAACUCUGUAAGGAUGUCCUGGCUGCCUCUACAGAGGCCGGUGCUGCAGUCCCUCUUCAAGUUGGGAAGGAGGAAGACUUGGAGAAGAAGGAUGAAAUGGACGAUGACAUCAUGUUUACUGCACUGGGAGAGGACGACAAGUCCAUGCCCUCUGUUGCUCCUCGCUGGGUGACGCGAGUGUUUGCGGCUGACUGUCUGUGCCGCAUCAUCCUGCUGUGUGAGAGCGCAGACAAGGUGCACUUUGACCUGGCAGCUGCCCGUUCAGCCAAACUCAAGAACCCAAAAGAUGAUCUUCUUGUGCUUCACCUCCCGGACCUAAUCCGCAUGGCUUUCAUGGCUGCCACCGAUCACAGCAACCAGCUGAGGAUGGCAGGCCUGCAGGCCCUGGAGGACAUCAUCAAGAAGUUUGCAGCCGUCCCUGAGCCAGAGUUCCCAGGGCAUGUGAUACUGGAGCAGUACCAGGCCAAUGUUGGAGCAGCCCUGCGACCAGCCUUUUCCCAGGAUACACCAUCUGACAUCACAGCAAAGGCCUGCCAGGUGUGCAGCACUUGGAUUGGCAGUGGAGUGGUGAGCGACCUGAACGAUCUGCGGAGAGUUCACAACCUGCUGGUGUCCUCCCUUGACAAGGUGCAAGCUGGGAAGGGCUCCUCCAGUCAACUGUACAGUGAGAGCGCCACCACCAUGGAGAAGCUGGCUGUCCUAAAAGCCUGGGCUGAGGUUUAUAUAGUGGCUAUGAAGAUUAAAAAGGAAGCUGAAAAUAAACCACAGAGAGCGGUGAAAAGCAGUGAGGAGGAAGAGGAUGAUUUUGGGGCAGCAGACGUGCUUCCUCCUGAUAGCCUCAUCACCCUGGUGCAGCCCGAGCUGCCUAAUCUCAACCACCUUUGGCUCGCUGUGCUCAAGGACUACGCUCUUCUCACCCUGCCAGCUGAGUUUGCCAGCCAGCUGCCCUCUGAUGGAGGAGCAUUUUACACCCCUGAGACGAUUGAUACAGCUAGACUCCACUACCGCAACUCGUGGGCUCCCAUACUCCAUGCUGUGGCAGUCUGGCUCAACAGCACAGGCUUCGCAUUGAAAGACCCGUCCGAAGACAUGGCCACCAAUCUUCAGAGAGGUCCGGCAGCCGCUGUUCACAGCCAACCCUCCAGCAGUACGUCUCCAGCUUCCAAAACCCAGGAAGAUGUUGUCAAGGACAAAAUACAUCUUCUCUUAGGUGUCAGCAUUGAGUUCCUGUGUUUCCCUAGACCAGAGGAACCUAUUGAACAUGUUGCAGCCUGUCUGCAGGCCCUUCGUACCUUACUAGAUUCCCCUUGUGUAAGAACCCACAUCGCAGAGGACCAGCUGCUUGGUGUGGAACUCCUGAAUGUGCUUCACCGUUUGCUCCUUACCCGCGAUCCUCCCUCUGUGCAGCUUCAGGUAACCGAUGUUGUGUGGGAGACCAUACGAGCUGCACAGGAUCAACUACAAGAGCAAAGACGUGCCAAGUGUAAAGAGGAUGCUAGUGAGAAGGAUGCUGCUUGUAUGCUGGGGGAGGGAGGGGAUACUGGAGGCCUUGUUCCUGGGAAGUCCCUGGUAUUCGCUGCCAUGGAGCUGCUUGUAUUCAUCCUGGUACGACACCUCCCACAGCUUAACACCAAGGUCAUGGACUCUCCCAGCCACAUGCCCUACAAACCACAGAGACUGCCAGAGGAGAGCGCCAGGCUGGUGGCAGCCACUGUCACCAUCUUAGCCGACCUGCCAUCACUCUGCUCCCCAGAUGGAAGCAUGACCAUUCUACCCACAAUUCUUUUCCUGAUCACUGGUGUGCUAAAAGAAACCGCGGAAAAGACAGCAGACAAUCAGGUCCCCCCUCCCGUCUCCGCUGCUCUGCAGGGCAUCAAAACCAUAAUAACCUCCCCAAUGGCCAAGGUGGAUAAAACCCAUAAGGAGUGGACGGCUCUCAUACGAAGCACUCUGGCCUCUGUCUUGGAGUAUUCAAAGCCAGACGAAUCCAAGCCCAAGAUGGAUGAAGUGAGCAUGCUGACGGCGAUCACUCUCUUCUUGCUGUCCGCUGGUGCAGAGAUUGUUGGUGUUACUUCCUUACAGAAUGGCUGUAUGAAACGGUUCAGAAAUGCCUUGAACUCCAGUGACCCAUGGGUGCAGGCAAAAUGUUACCAGCUUUUACUUUCUGUGUUGCAACACUCCAACCGGGCCCUGUCGACUCCGUACAUCCACUCGCUAGCCCCUCUAAUAGUGGAGAAGCUGAAAGCUGUGGAGCGGAGCAAACCCAACAGCAAUACUGAGCUGCUAGCUGUGCAGGAGGGAAUCAAAGUCCUCGAAACCCUGGUUGCCAUGGGAGAGGAACAAAACAGAGUCCAGCUCCUUGCUCUCCUGGUUACAACACUUAUAUCCUAUCUUCUGGAUGAGAACGCUUUCACUUCAGCCCCACCUGCUUCCAAGGGCCUCCACGAGUUUGCACUGCAGGACCUGAUGCGCAUCGGGCCACUCUACCCCAGCGCCUUCAAGACAGUGAUAGGGGCUGCCCCGGAGCUGAAGUCCCGGCUGGAGACUGCAAUCCGAGCCAGCCAAGCCAGCAGCAAGGCCAAGGCAGCUGCAACACUGGCCCAGACCACUGUGCAAGCAGCACCUACCAUCAAACUCAAAACAAGCUUCUUCUAAAGUGGCAAUCCAGGGCGGGCUGCAGUACUCUAUGCUCUACAUGAGAGCCAUAGACAAGCCUAUUUCCCUUUGGCCAGUAUAAACUGAGUGACUUCCCUCUUGUGGUGUGGAUUUUUGGGUUGUUUGUGCCCAGGAUAGAUACACUAUCAAUUUCUGGCCUUUUAAAAUUCCUGGGCUACUUUUAAAGGGCUGCUUCUUUAUUUAUGUUUUUUCUUUUUCCUUUUUUUUUUCUUUUCUCUGGCUGGCUACUACUACUGGAGUAUAUUUCUGUUAUAAUAUUUGUGUGAAGAAUAGCUUAUUAAAUAAAACCUACUUCAUUAUUUUAAAUAUAUGAAUGGCUGAAAAAAUGUAUAGAUUUAUGACAGAAGUUGCAGAAAUUAAAUAUUUUCCCUAUUCUUUUGACUGGCUCAUGACAUUGAGGGCCUGCUUUUCAAAAAGUUCUGUAAGGGGUAAGUAAUGAGUAAGGGUAGUAAAUAAAAUGUACUAAUUGUUAUUAUUUUUAAACUAAAAGUAUGCUUUGAACUUCUAAUACAAGUCCUGUUUUGUGCACAUUUAAGUCACAUUUAUAAGUACGUUUACACAAAAUGUAAUGCAUUUUGUAAUUAUGUAUUCAUUCUCAAAGUUAAUAAUCAAAAGAAUUGGAUCUUCUUUUUUACCUGAAACUUGUAUGGACAACACAUUCAUAGACAGGUGUUUUGCUCUGGGCAAGAAGUCACUUAAAAAUGACCUAUUGCUUUUAGAAAAGAAACCUUACUUAACAUUGUUGUCUCCUGCAUUGUACUCUGCAUACCUAUAACAGGGAUGUGUUAUGUGUGUGGGUCACCACUGAAUAAUCAUGAGUCAGACACAGAACAUUGGAUUUAACACGCCACACAUUGUGCAGAUUUAUUUAAGACACACACACACGUGCUGCCACUAGGGAACCAGCAAUGGUAGAGUUAGUGUCAUAUUUAAUAAAGAAAACAAAACAAAGCUAAAACUAAAAGUUUACCACACACGACAUCCAACAUCCCCAAAAUUUUCCCAGGCACCGUGUUGCAGUUGAGGGGUACUGUAGUAGUCCUCCUCUUUGAUAUAGCAUGGCGGUGCAAUCACCUCGGGCUGUGUGCAGCCUCACCAGGAAUGCCCCCCCAGCCAAUCCAGACCUGAUCACUUCAGAUCGGUUGCCUAUCAACUCGUCUUCUGUUACGCAUCCUAGCUCCACACAUCCACGCAAGAACCAGUGACAAAGUCCUCCCUGUCACAAUACCCCAUCUUUCAACAUAAUAAAUUUUUUGAUGCUUUAGACACAGGUUUGUAUUUUUUCCUCCGUUAUAUUUUGUUUCUUGGGAUGUUAAGCUCAUAAAGGAGAAGAUAAUGGCACUGGAUACAGUGCACCUCAGCCCUGACCAGAACCCCUUGUAAAUGUAAUCCUGGGUUUUUUCAAGAGACUGCCAGUUGUGCUUUGAUUUUUUUGAACAUAGGUCAGUGCUGUUUGCAGCAUAACUCAGUUCAUUAAUGAUGUGAAAAAACUUAAUGAAAACAAAUGAGAUUGUGUUGAAAUCAAUAUUGGAGACCGCUAAGAUACAUGACAAAUUCUAAGGUAUUCAGAGUUGCAAAAAAUUACUUUUACAAUGCUCCCUGAACACUGGCGCUGAAACAGGUCUUUUGCUUUAACCUAAAAGCUAUUUCAUUGUCCCUGUUCUUUGUCAGACCUUUUUUUUCUAAAAGAACAUCUGGAUUUAGUUUGUGUGUCUAAUUAUUCAUUAAGGUUGCUACCCACCAGACGCAAUGCAUCAAAAUGAAUAGAACCUAUACUUUUUGAUAAGUAUCUUCCACACCACAGGCGACGUAGGAGCAGCACUGGAGCAACGCAAAAUAAAUAAAAUGUAAUCCUAUUAUUUGUGAUUUGACGCGUACCAACUAAGACAUUGAGUAAUCAGAGAACAGCUUUAAUGCACAUGAUCCAGCAGGGUGAUGCAGCAUCCAAAAUGACUGAGGAAACAAUAAUUGUCUUUGAAAAAAUACCCAGAGCUUUAUGACAAAGAGCAUCACAAUUAUAGAUACAGAUUUGAAAUAUAAUAUAUGGGAG